This is a messenger RNA of Rotaria sp. Silwood2, 867 nucleotides long. The record is from the annotation of a GenBank genome assembly. NCBI's taxonomy places the organism in Eukaryota, Metazoa, Rotifera, Eurotatoria, Philodinida, Philodinidae.
AUGUCCUCGUUAGCUAUCAUUCAACAAAAUGUUGCUCGGUAUGGCCUAUCAACAUUAUUAGUUCUUGGUAACGUUGGUAAUAUCUUCACUAUCUUCAUCUUAUCACGUUCAGUAAAACAAAAGGUCAAUUCAUGUUCCCUGUAUUUACUUUCUGCUUCGAUUUCAAAUUGGAUUGUAAUUAAUACAGCAUUAAUAUCGAAUAUAAUUGGUGUCGAUCACAUUGAUCCACAACAUACAUCAAAUAUUAUCUGUAAAAUUCGUUGGUCUGGUACUCAUGCACUAUUGAUGUUGUCACGAAGUUUUAUGAUUGCGGCCUGUAUUGAUCGGUGGGCUUUAUGUUCGAGAAAUGCCACUAUUCGAUCGUUUUCUCGACCACAUCAAGCUAUUCGUUUGAUCAUUAUUCUGAUUAUUGUUUGGACAAUUAUACCCAUUCAUAUGGUAAUUUUUUUCAAUAAUACAUCAGGUCGAUGUAUAGCCACGCCUGGUGUCUAUGCUUUGUUUUAUGCUAUCUAUUCACUGUUUAUUAUUGGCAUCAUACCUCUUUUAUUGAUGAUUGUAUUCAGUAUGAGGGCUUGGCAUAAUUUACGUUUGGCUCGUACUCGCAUAGCACAAGCUGGCACUAACAACGUAAAAAUUGCUAAACGUGAUCGAGAUUUAAUGAAAAUGUUAAGUGGUGAAGUGUUUGUCUAUUGUUUAACUACCAUUCCAUAUCCAAUCAAUUUAAUUUAUAGUGUUUCAACGAACUCUAUUGCUGCCUUCAAAAGUCCAGAACGAAAGGCAAUUGAAUCUUUAGUUGGAUAUAUUGUAAGCCCAUUAUUGAACUUUAUGUACUGUUGUGCCCAGUUCUAUGGUAAAACAGAAAUUUGA